CAGCUAUUCAUAGCUCUUUUGUUCAGUUUUAAGACCAGUUGUCACGAGCCGGUGCUUGUGCUUCAUUCCUCUCCAUGCACAGUGCACUCUGUAAUCACACGUUGCAGCCGACGAGAAAGGAUGUGGAAGAGAAAGAAAGAAUGGUUGAUAAAGCCUCCCAAGGAGUACCCAUUGGAGACAAAGUACAGGCCUGUGCUCGAGAGCCUGAUUCCACCAGACCCCAUGAGCAAGCUUAACCUGAAGAGGGGUUGUCCUAAAGAAGAGUUCCCACGUCUGGAUGGAAACUACACCUGCAUGGCCCGUGUGCUUGAUCUGCACAUGUACACACGCCAGUUCAACCGGGCCACGGAGAGUGGAGUCAUCUUUGAUGACAUCAUUCGUCCAGGCCUGGAGGACCUAGGAACACGCACAGGGCCCUUGACUGUAGGCUGUUUAGCCGGUGAUGCCCAAUCCUACAUUCUCUUCUGUGACUUUUUUGACCGUGUCAUUGAAGCCUACCACAGCUACAAGGUGCUUGGUCACAUUACACAAAAGAGUGACUUCAAUUAUGAAAACCUCAAGGGAGGUGAUGACUUUGACCAAGCAUAUGCUGUAAGCUGUGAAGUGAGCGCUUCUCGCUGCAUCGAGGACUUCUGCUUCCCCACACACUGCAGCCGAGGAGAGCGAAGACAACUCCUCACACUGGCCAAAAAAGCUCUGGAUCAACUUAGCCAGGAACUCCCAGGCAAGCUUUACUCCAUGGACGAGCUCAACCAAAAUACAGAAGAUAAAGGGCUCAUUCUGGAAGCCCCACCCAUCACAUUAAUGAAGACCGGUGUGGCUCGUGAUUGGCCUGAUGCACGGGCAUUGUGGAUGAGUGAGAAUGGGAGCCUGGCAGUUUGGGUGAACAUGGAGGACCAUCUAAAAUUUGUAUCUUUCAGAAGUGAUGCCAAUCUCCAGGAGGCGUUCGCAUCCAUAUGCAUCAAUUUAGUAAAGUUGGAGGCAAUAUAUAAUAAACUAAGGCACCCAUUUAUCUGGAAACCUCACUUGGGCUGGGUGGUGAGCUCACCGGCAGAGGUGGGCACCGGUCUGAAGGCCAGAGUCACCAUCAGGCUGAUACACCUGCCUGAGCACAAACAUCUGGACAGAAUCCUAGACAGGCUGAGACUUCGCAUGGAGGCAGACAACUCUUGUGGAUUGUACAAAAUAAGCAACCAACAAACCAUUGGACUCACAGAGGUGGAGUUUAUGCAGCUCGUGGUUGAUGGGGUAAAACUUCUCAUCAGGAUUGAGAAGAGACUGGAGGACAACGCGGGCAUUGAUGACCUGGUGCCUGCGCAGAAGUAGAGUCAUGAUCCAGCUACAGGAUGUUUUAUAGAGACUAGAUGCACCGUGCACGGUACACUGCAGUACCUCUGCUCACAAAGCUGCGUGUAGUUAACUCCCAUAAUGCAACCCCACUGUGUUCUGGGGGGAAAAAAACAGGCUUUACAAUAGUUUCAUUUGAUUAGAAUUGGAUAUGGAGAUAAACUGCUCUGUUGUAUGUACAGAAUACUAAUUAAAAUACAUUGCAGUGCUGUUGGAUUCUCGCAGCUCUGACAGCAGGGAACGCUGUUAUGCCAGAUGUAAUCUAAAACUAUUAAUGAUUCAAAAAAAAUUUAAAGAUAAAAAAAAAAAUCUGAUAAACUUUGAUUGGGUGAACAUUUAUGUAAGGAAACUUAUUUCAGUGCUUCCUUCUUCCUGUUACAUUUUCCACUGCGGGAGUCUUCCAUAUCGAGGGCUUUGUGCUUCACAGUAUUUAUGUGACAAGUGUCAUAUCUUCAUAUUAACAGAAAGAAAGAAAGAAAGAAAGAAAGAAAGAAAGAAAGAAAGAAAGAAAGAAAAAGAGAGAGAGAGAGACAGAGAGAUGAGAACGACUGUAUGUAAAUUCUAACAAAGAUGAACUUGUUUUGUAGAUGUUCCAUGACAUUAGAUGUGAUCAGAAUCAGAUACAGACUUACAUGUUGUUCCUUAAUAAAUAAAAGUGAAUCACUGACAAACUGAGGUUGUAUAAGAGGAAUAAAACGAUAUGGGAUGUGCUGUUAUUGGAGAUUAAAGAACUUGACUGUUGAUUAUUUUCCUGUAACAGCACACCCUGUACACUUCUUGUACUACUUACAUAACGUGCAUUCAUCUACUGUAAAAUCCUGAAUCCUAAAAGUUACCCUGUAACUGAACUACCAUAAAAGAUGUAACAAACAAACAAACAAACAAACAAACAAACAAACAAACAAAUAAAUGACACUAGA
Tachysurus fulvidraco (yellow catfish) is the source of this 2267-nucleotide messenger RNA. RefSeq names its product zgc:172076. The coding region runs from base 121 to 1326 and encodes 401 amino acids. The transcript is spliced from 9 exons. Gene Ontology annotation, biological process: phosphocreatine biosynthetic process. The record is from RefSeq and is a predicted model, not a curated record. Lineage: Eukaryota; Metazoa; Chordata; Actinopteri; Siluriformes; Bagridae. Gene Ontology annotation, molecular function: creatine kinase activity.